AAUACUUACAUAAUUUACGUAAAAAUCCACAUUUUAACGAUCAUGUUGGAGUAAUAAAACGCUUACCAAUUUUUAAAGAGAUUGGUCAAAAUGUGAUGAUUGAUUUGGAAUCAAAUGAAAAGAAUUGGCACCUUUUACCACGAGAGUAUGAAAAUCCGAUAAUUGUAUCAUCAAAUACUAUCAAUUUUCUUGCUGUGACCUCAGAAGCCACACGUUAUUUAUUAGAAGACGUUAUUAAAAUUCCACGCUUACCACAAAAAAGGUUUUGGAUUGAAUGUGUGAUACCAUAUUUGAAAUCCAAACCAAAUAUCGAUAUUGAAGUUCUCGAAAAGCUUUUUGAUCAAUUGCCGUCAAAACUUCUUCGUUCAGACCGUUCUCUCAGGAACGAACUUGCAAAUACCACUUUUGUGCCUGGUGGAACAAUUCGAAUGGCUCAAGAAAAAGAAGGUCUUGGCACGGUUAAUUGUAAGCCUAUUGAUCUAUUUGAUCCCAGCCAUGAAAUUUCUCAAUUAUUUUUUGAUGAUGAAAAAGUUUUUCCAGCUGGAAAGUUUUCUAGCGAACAUUACGAUAUUUUAAAAAAACUGGGUAUUAAGACUUCACUUACACAAAUGGAUAUUAUUGAGCGCAUUAAGAUCUAUAUUGAGCGCAGAGAAAAAAGAAAUAACAUCAAUUCUAAUGAUUUGCAUGACAAAUCACUUAACUUGUUUAGAUAUAUCGAUAAGCAUUGGAAUUCAUUUGAAAGCAUGAAAAAUACGGAAUUUUCGUCUGCUAUCAAGUCUUCACAAUGGAUUCCAACUAUUGAUAAAACUGGGAAGAAGAUAUUUUCUUGUUGGCAUAAAGAUGAACUUCGUGAUAAAAAAAAUAAAUCUUUAGUAUUAUUGGUCGUUCCAAUUCUUGACUAUCAAGUUGAAAGCCUUUCACUUCGUGAGUUUUUAGGAUGGAAUACACAUCCUCCUUCAGAACUCAUUCUUCAACAAAUACACCAAUGCUCUAUAAUGUCUAAAAGUGAUCUAAAUUUUAAAAAUCGAUCUCAAAUUUGCGAAGCGAUUUAUGAGCAUAUUAAUGAAGCUUUGUCAUGUGAUGACGAGCAGUAUAAGUUAGAAUUAAGUAAAGGAUUGAAAAACAAAAAAUGGAUCUUUUGCGGUGGGAAUUUUUAUGCAGCAAAAAAUGUAUUUUUUGAUCUUUCAGAGAAUCUUGGAAGGAAUUUUAUUCAAUUGUCCGAUGAUUAUCGAAAUAGGUUUAAAAAAGUAUUUGAAUAUAUGGGAGUCGAAAAAACAAUUGAAAUUAAUGAUUUGAUUAAAAUUAUUAACGAAAUUGAACUUGAAGCAAACCAUAAUUCUUUAUCUGAAGAGAAAUUGUCUGAAAUAAUUAAAUUUCUAAGACAUAUUGCUGAUAAACGAACUAAGGAGGAAGUGCAAAUUUGCGAUUUGAAAGGCUUACUUAUUCCAAGUGCUGAUUCUACUCUUUUUAAACAUAAGGAUGUUUAUUUUGAUGAUCGGCCUGAACUUAACAAAGAAGAGAAGAAGAAUUAUAAACUCUCACAUCCGAAAAUAACGCCUGAGCUUGCAGAGAAUCUUGGAAUUCGGAUGCUCUCCACUAUAUUUUUAAAAUGCUGCGAGAUUGAAUUUGAAGCUUCUGAACAAUCUGUGCCUUCAAUACCUAGAAUAAAAAAUAUUAUUAAUGUAAAUGUUGACAACGCUGAUGAUGUGGGGGCACGAAGAUUUUCCAUCUAUCUUGAUGAAAGGAAAUUCGAUAAGAAUUUCGAACAAUCCACACUCUUAUCUAAAGAAAUGCAUAAUUGGCAAGGUCCAUCCGUUUGGAUUUACUACGAUAAGAGUAUUGAAGAAAAUGAUUUUUCUAAUCAUAAAAACAAGAUAGGUCACGCAGGAAUUAUUUCUUCUUACUAUUUAACUGAUAUUUUAUCUUUUGUGAGUGGAAACAAUGUAACGUUCCUUGAUCCUCAUGCAUGGUUUCUUCCAUUGCAAGGCUAUCCUCCUAAAAAACCUCGAAAAAUUCAAUUUAAUUUUCUUGAGAAUAAAUUUUUGGCCAAAUUCAAAGAUCAAUGUAACCCAUAUUUUGCCAUAGAAGAUUGUGAUUUUAAUAAAGAAUUUAAUGGCACUUUGUUUAGACUUCCGCUUAGAAGUAUCGAUUUAUCUAAACAAAGUUUAAUCUCGCAGAAUUCAACAAAACCUCAGGAAAUUCUAAAUUAUUUUCAGAACAUAAAAAAUCAUCAGGAACUUCUUUUCUUGAGAAAUGUCGAAUUAUAUAAUGUAUAUCAUAUAAAUAAGAAUGAGAAUAAACAGUUGAUAUGGGAAAUGGAAAUUCAAAAUCUAGGAGAUAAUAAUAGGAAUAUCCGCAGAAAAGUUGAUUACACACCGCAAGUUCUUCAGCUUAAUACAAGAAUGUAUGACACAAAAAAGACAACUUUCGAGUUAUGGCUUGUAUGCUUGGGUGGCAAUUCUGAAAAAAGUGUGGGUAAAAAUUUGAUAAAUUUUUCAAAAAAGAAAAGACUUAAGGCUUAUGGUGGUGUCGCCGCUAUUCUUGCACGGUCAGAUAAUGAAGAUGAUCUUUUAAAUAAAAUUCGUCCAAUAAAUUUAGAGGUCUAUAUAAAUGGUGAUUUUUAUUGGUCUUUAGAUGGGAAAGAUAUUUUACAAUCAAACAAUAACGAUAUCUAUGCAAAAUGGAAUCGACACAUAUUAUGUGAUGUACUUCCGCCUUUGCAUGUUAAAUUGUUGAAUGAGAUCGCUAAAAAAGAUUUAAAGCAAUUUAAGAAUUCUAAAACCAGUCCUGAAAAUUUUUCUCCUUACACAAUCAAAAAAUUCAUGCUUCUUGGUAAUGAAAAAGAAAUAGAAAAUACAUUAAUUGAUUCGUAUAGGACAAAAGUUCUACAAAGUCUUGGUGAUGGUGAAGUAUUUUGGACUGAAGCUGAAGGAGGAAAAUUUAUAUCACUAAAAAAUGCAUAUUUUUUUGAAGAGAGCGAUUAUGUUAUUGCUGAUAUUUUUUCCAAACAUGGUAUUUCAACUGUGAAGAUGGAUAAAUAUAAACUCGGUUGCCUAAACGAAAAAAUAAAAGGAAAAGAUUCUAUAAAUUCUCGGCAUAAAAUAUUACAAGAAAAUGUUAAUAUUCAAAGUGUCAUUGAACAGGAGGUGCAAAAGGAUUUUAUGAGUGGUAUAGGACUGUUAAAAUUCAUUUUGCAAGAUGAGAAUAAUAAUUUAUAUUCAAAACUCAAUGGGUUGAAAUUGGUGCCUUUAAAAAAUGAUUCUUUUGGCAUUUUUGGAAAACGUGAUUAUUAUAUAGCGGAAAAAAAAUGUCAAGAAAUAUUCUCAGAGUCUGAUCCUUCGCGCUUUAUUUAUGACUCAGAUGAUGAACUUAUUGAAGUUUUUAAGAAUGAGCGCUUUCUCGAACUUCGAAUUAAAAGACUUGAUACACAUGGCAUUCUUGACCUUUUGGCUGAGGAUCUUCCAGAUGAACAGGAGAUUAACUGGAAUCCUUCUUCAAAAUCGAUUCCCAAUCGGAAAUGGCUUGAUAAUGUAUUUAAAAAUAUAGAACUAGAUCAAACUAUAGAGUUGCCUAACCGUCCAUUGCUCCCGGUUAUUCGACCGAGUCACAAACUUGUUAAAAUAGACCCAACAAAUCCUUUAUUAAUCUAUCCGGACGAUAAUGACACUAUGAGCUUUAUAGUAGAAGUUCUUAUAAAAUUGGGAAUUUGCUUCACAGACAUGAAACUCCCCAAAAAAUGCACUUCUGCUCUGACGCAAAGUGUAUUAAGCUUUAAUGUCCCCAACGUUUUCAAAACUAUAAAGCAAUUAUCACGCGAUAUUUCCAUAGAAACACUUUUUAAUAAUGCUAAGUUGGAUGAUGAUGAUUAUAUUAAACUUAGAAAUUAUGUUAAAAGAUCUAUUAAAGGACAAAAUGAAAAAACUUUAAAUAUCAUUCGAGAACUUCCAAUUUGGCCAAUCCGUUUACCAAAAAAAAAUAGAUUCAUUUCUGCAAAUGUUAAGGGAAUAUUGCCGCCACAUAAUCUUUCAUGCCCCCCGCAAGACACUGACAUCUUUGAUGUACAAGAUGAAUAUUAUGAUGUUCUUAUUUCACUUGGAGUAGAAAAGAUUGAAGUAUGCGAUUUUUUUAAGCGAUAUUAUCGUAAUUCAGGCAAACCAACAGAACAAGAUGUGAAAUUCCUUAAGGAAAUUCUAUCACUUGGGGACGAAAGAAUUAAGAAUUACCUUUUAAGAGAACAUGAAAAAAUAACAAUUCCUAAUAAGAGUCUCAAAGCAUUCGUAAAGGCCAGUACUCUAUAUGACGCGAAUGUAGAUUUAUUUAAUCAAAUUUUCGAUGAUGAUAAAUUUCUUCCACUUGAAUUACAAGAAAGUAACAUUUGUCACAACAUUUUAUUAAAAAUGGGACUUAAACGAGACUUAAAUGGAAGCAUAUAUCUUGAAUGCGCUGAAGAAAUUCAAAAAAAAAUCAAUAAUGAUGGUUCAGAAAAAAGCUAUUUAAGUUCAUUCAAAAGUUUGAUUGGUUUUAAAAAUGACAAUGACAAAAUCCGGUCUGCCUCAAUAAAGUUGAUAAGUCUUCUGAAAGAAAAAUAUAAUAUAUUUAAUGACGAUGAAUUGAAACAACUUUACAAAAUAAAUUUUGUUCCCUCAAAAAAAGUUUUCAAGGGUCCUUAUAGCAAGUCUGCACUACCUACUUUGGGAUAUGAAUCUUUUAAUUCGUUAUGUUUUGCAAAAUAUCAAGAUAUAUGUUGGACGCAAGCAAAAUUUAUUUAUUCGGACAUUGAACUGCCCUUUGAUCUCCGCCCAGGCCUUAAAAUGGUCAUUAAUCAUUGGAUUAAAUUGUCUACUGAAGUUUUUCCUUCCGAAGCAUCAGGUUGGAACGCCGAUAAAAUAUAUGAAAUUAUGCAAGAAAUUUAUAAAGUUGUGAAUGAUAGUUUGAAAUUUUUGGAUGAAGAUAAAAUUAGAGAAUUUAAAUUAAAAGACAAAAACCUUUUCCUAAAUGGUGAUAAUCCUUUUGAUCCUAAUUGUUGGGUCCCAGGCAAAAAGCUCGUAUUUGGUCUUCAAAAUAAUAUAAAUGGUCGAUUUGAUGUGCAUGAUCGUUUAUUAUCAUUUAAAAAACUAUUGAUAGCUUUAGGUGCUGAAGAAGUUGACAAUAACAUUAGAAUGGACGAAAUUCCCGUUAAUUAUUCACAAAAUUUUGCAGAAUAUUUCGAUUGGCAUUUUACAGAGAAACCCAUAGAUUAUAUUACAAUCGAUGGAGUUCAACGUGAAACUUAUGAAGUACUCUUAAGAUGGCUUUAUGGAAUGUCAUAUGAAGAUGCUGUUAAAGAUGUUUUCCCUGAAGACUUUCCAAAUUGUGGACAACAAUAUCUAGAUUUUAUGCUUGAGAUUUUGAAAGUAUCAC
Messenger RNA from Racocetra fulgida, 5400 nucleotides. Lineage: Eukaryota; Fungi; Glomeromycota; Glomeromycetes; Diversisporales; Gigasporaceae. The record is from the annotation of a GenBank genome assembly.